Messenger RNA from Botrytis cinerea B05.10, 1709 nucleotides. RefSeq lists its product as hypothetical. NCBI's taxonomy places the organism in Eukaryota, Fungi, Ascomycota, Leotiomycetes, Helotiales, Sclerotiniaceae. The coding region runs from base 291 to 1319 and encodes 342 amino acids. The transcript has 2 exons. The record is from RefSeq and is a predicted model, not a curated record.
GAAAAUUGAAAAGGUUGCUACAAGAAGGUAGGCAUUUCUUAUCUGUGAAACCAUCUCAACUCUUCACUAUUCUCGAUUUGCCUCAUCGUCGCCAAUUUGUUAGUCAUCUUUCUUGUCCACUGUGAUGUGAAGGAUCUUCCAAUGGAUUGCCUUCUACAUUGAAGGAACUAAGUCGCACUCCAGAAAGAAAUUUGUCAUGAUGGGGGUUUCUCUACGCUAUUGCGAUAUUAUUCGCAAAUCCAAUCCAAACUUCAACUCCUUAUUGCCACCACCUCUAUCUUUUCACCGCGAUGGCUUCUCCCUCUUCUGAUGAGAUUUUCGAUAAUUGGGCUGGAAUAAUAGAAGAUGAUUUCUCCAAAACAAUACUCGAGACAUUUGGACUAUCCAGCGACGAUAAUUAUGUGUAUCGUGCCGAAUCAUUCGCGAUGACAUUGUCACAAAUUCAAGAAACCACUAGUACGGGAAAAUUGAAGUACCAUUACCAAGAUCAUGGCAAGGUUGUUCAGGUACCACUCGCAGACAUCGAUGCCUAUACUUCGAUAUUCUCUUCCAAGACCGAUACAUCUAAAGCUCUAGUAGCAUUCUCCUCCAACGCAAAGAAAGGCUCACCUCGAGAAUGGGUUGCGAAUUACCUCCAAUCUCGUCGAAUUCCUCCUUCAUAUAAGAUACCGAAAGCAAAAGCACAUACAAACCCAUACUAUGAUAUCUGGGCUCAUACAUGUCGGAUGGUAUCCUUCCUUGGACCACUUCCUGAUGCACAUUAUGCAAAUCCCGCGGCCGCAAAAAUGACUCAUCCGGUUCUUCCUGCUCUUUACCAUCAUUUUGGAUGUGCCGUACCAUCUCACGAUUCUCUUUACAUAAUAUCUCAGCUUGUGGAAGAGUCAAAAGCCGAUGGAAUUAUUGAUAUGGCAAGUGGAAGUGGGUAUUGGACAUACAUGUUACGUCGAAUGAAGAUGAAGGUCAACGCUGUUGAUAAUAUGGCGAGUGAAUAUAGAAAUAUGUGGAUAUCUGAUACUGAGAAGGCAGAUGGGGUGGAAUAUUUGAGGAAGAAUGCUGGAGGAAAGAAGAAAGUUUUGUUGAUGGUAUACAUGAUUACGGCUGGGACAUUCACGAAACGGGUGUUGAACGCUUAUAAAGGGGAUAUAAUUGUGGCAGUCGGGACACAAAACGCGAAUCGAUACACGGGAUUUAGCGACUGCAGUAUGGAAGAGUGGUUCCAGAAGGAGAUGAGUGAUUGGGAGCUCACUUGUAGGAUCUCAAUGCCAAGUUUCGCAGGCAAGGAUGAAGGGAUGUUUGUAUGGAAGAGAAAGAGUUUGUGAGGAUUGUGAAAAUUGACGAGAGCGUGGAAUUGGACGGGACUAGAGGAUUCUGAUAUAUGAUGGUUUAUCUAUGGAUUCAUGUCCCGGGGAUGGGGAAUUCCUUUGGUGCUAGCAUCGAUCCUGCCCUUAGAAUGAUAAUCUGGGUGAUGCGUAACCUUUUUUAUCACUUCCAAAUACCUUUUCUGACUUGUUGCCAAGAUCCUUCCAAUGAUGACUUGAGCACCCUUCUUGGAGCUUCAGUAAAUAUCCAUGUCAAGGUUGGACAGUCUUAUGACCUGCGACAAGUGUUGAUCAUUACAGUGAUAAGUUUGUGAGUGAUACUUUGGGAAGUGAUGAAGCGAGAAGGAAUAUCAUGGUAAAGAAUGAACUAAACAAAAUGGAAGCCUUUCA